AUGGUUUUCAUCCCUCCUUUUAUCCGAAUGUCCGGCCCUGAGGUCAGCGCAUUCCUGGUAGGAGGCACCGAGGAUGUGAACGUGUCCCUGGUCCUGCUGCAGGAAGAGGCGGGCAUUUUGCCAGUUCCGACUUGUGGAGUACCGAGCAAUGAGACAGGAGACUGGAGUGUGACUGUGACCCCCUUUGUGAAUGUGUUGGAAGUGACAGUAAGGUUGAAGAGGGCUCUGCAGUCGUGUUCCUCUAAUGAGACAGAUUCCUUCUCAGAAUUGCCGUGUAUUAUCCAGACUCUUCUGGUCUCAGCAUCUCACGGUUCAUUCUGUUUAGCACAUCUACUCAUUCAAGUGGAAAUUUAUGCCAACUCUUCUCUGACCCAUAACGCAUCAGAGAACAUGACUGUUAUUCCUAACCAAGUAUAUCAGCCCCUUGGUCCUUGUCCUUGUAAUUUAACAGCUGGGGCCUGUGAUGUUCGCUGCUGUUGUGACCAGGAAUGCUCUUCAGAUUUAACAGAACUGUUCAGACAGUCCUGUUUCACUGGCGUUUUUGGAGGAGACGUCAAUCCUCUGUUUGAUCAGCUCUGCUCUUCUGGGACCCCACACCAUGUCCCUGACUGGUUUCCUUUCCUGUGUGUGCAGUCGCCCCUUGCCAACUCGCCCUUCCUCGGUUACUUCUAUCACGGCUCCGUUUCCCCUAGACACGACUCUUCCUUUGAAGUUCAUUUGCAUACUGAUCUAAAAGACUUUUCAGACUUUGGUUACAAACAAGGAGAUCCAAUUAUGACUGUAGACAAGGCAUAUUUUACUAUUCCACAGGUGUCCCUCGCUGGGCAGUGUAUGCAGAAUGCCCCAGUGGCAUUCCUUCAGAAUUUCGAUGUUAAAUGCAUUACUAAUUUGGAAGUAUACCAAGAACGGGAUUCUGUGAUCAACGUGAAGGUAAAGAAUGGUGCCAUAGGAGGCAUAGUUACACCAAAAGUAAUCUAUGAGGAAGCAACUGACCUAGACAGAUUCAUCACCAACACAGAAACUCUUCUAAAUAAUGGAUCAGACUCCAGAAAUGUGAAUGUGGAAGAACAUUAUAUUUUCAGAUGGAAUAAUAAUACAAUCAGUGAAAUAAAUGUCAAAAUUAUUAGGGCAGAAAUUAAUGCCCACCAGAAAGGAAUAAUGAUACAGAGAUUUACCGUAAAAUUUUUAAGCUAUAAUAGUGGUAAUGAAAAGGAAUCAUCUGGAAAUCCAGGUUAUCAACUUGGCAAGCCUGUCCGAGCUCUAAAUAACAAUGGGAUGAAUAAUGUUACGACUUUACACCUUUGGCAAUCAGCUGGAAGGGGUUUGUGUACAUCAACAACUUUAAAACCCAUUUUAUUUGGAGAAAAUGCACUAUCUGGGUGCCUUUUAGAAGCUGGGAUUAAUGAAAACUGUACUCAGCUCAGGGAGAAUGCUGUUGAAAGACUUGAUUCAUUAAUACAAGCAACUCAUGUUGCAAUGAGAGGCAACUCCAGUUACAGCGAUCUCAGUGAUGGCUGGCUGGAAAUAAUACAUGCUGGCGCAGUGGAGGGGAUUACUCAGCAGGAGAUACUUGGCGUAGAGACAAGGAUGUCCUCGGUGAACUGGCAGUACCAGUGUGGGCUUACUUGUGAAGAUAAGGCCAACCUCUUCCCUCUCAGUGCAUCAGUCCAGUUCAUUAAAAUACCUGCACGGUUACCCCGCCCUCUGACCAGAUUCCAGAUCAAUUUUACAGAGUAUGAUUGUAACAGAAAUGAGGUGUGUUGGCCACAGCUUCUGUAUCCAUUGACCCAAUAUUAUCAAGGGGAGCCUUACUCCCAGUGUGUUGCCAAGAGCCUACUGUUGGUGUCGUUCCUCGUGGUGGCUGUGUUUCUUAGUAACCCCUGGACCAGACUGUGCAAAGCUUGGACUUCAACUAUCUGACUUCUUAAAAACCAUACACCUUUACUUCAGGGAUUUGUUGUAGUCCCACAUGUCUCUCUAUAAAAUUGUAAUAAAUGAAAUGUUUUAUUUUUGCAGAAAA
Galeopterus variegatus (Sunda flying lemur) is the source of this 2020-nucleotide messenger RNA. It is a transcript of the gene TCTN2, whose product is annotated as tectonic family member 2. NCBI's taxonomy places the organism in Eukaryota, Metazoa, Chordata, Mammalia, Dermoptera, Cynocephalidae. Gene Ontology annotation, biological process: protein localization to ciliary transition zone; smoothened signaling pathway; cilium assembly. Gene Ontology annotation, cellular component: MKS complex. The record is from RefSeq and is a predicted model, not a curated record. Bases 1 to 1920 code for a protein of 639 amino acids. The transcript is spliced from 18 exons.